Messenger RNA from Dendronephthya gigantea, 528 nucleotides. RefSeq lists its product as uncharacterized. The record is from RefSeq and is a predicted model, not a curated record. Lineage: Eukaryota; Metazoa; Cnidaria; Anthozoa; Malacalcyonacea; Nephtheidae. The transcript has a single exon. Bases 1 to 528 code for a protein of 175 amino acids.
AUGGACUACAUUGACACACUUUUAAUAAUAGAAGAUGACCUUGAUGAAGAUGAUCAAGAUGCAGAAAUGUUAGGUGCAUUUUAUGAACCCAAUGUUGACACAUUGAGCUCUGGUACAAACCCUUCUCAAAGUCAGAACCCUUCCCACUCUCAGUCAGAUGACCCACAUCCCACACUAGAAUCUGUGCCAGCUUGGUGCACAUGUGUUAAAUGUAGACCAAUGCCACAGGAGAUUGAAAACAGAUGCUGCAAACAAAAGAAAUGCAUAACCCUAACUUCACGUUUUGCAAAAUUAUGCCUUGAUCCAGAUGUGCUAGAGCUUUGUAUCCGAAAUAGGAGUGACAUCCGUAAUGAUAGAGAAGACAACAGCACGAGAGCAUUUCGCAAAGCUUGUUACAGACAAUUUAUAUUAGCACGCCAUGGCUAUCUAGCCAAAGGAAACAGACGAGUUUGUCCAUCUUGUGUAGUUUUAAAAAUUAGAGAAUGGUUUCCUUCAGUUACUGUCAGUCAACAACCAUUGAAUGCGUAA